This is a messenger RNA of Pestalotiopsis fici W106-1, 1041 nucleotides long. RefSeq lists its product as uncharacterized. Gene Ontology annotation, molecular function: O-methyltransferase activity. The record is from RefSeq and is a predicted model, not a curated record. NCBI's taxonomy places the organism in Eukaryota, Fungi, Ascomycota, Sordariomycetes, Amphisphaeriales, Sporocadaceae. The transcript is spliced from 3 exons. Bases 1 to 1041 code for a protein of 346 amino acids.
AUGUCAUCCUCACAAAGUAGAAUUGCCCAGCUGUCAGAAGCUAUAGCUACCCACUCUCGUCUAGUUGACGAAUAUCUCUCAAAGAACAACCUGCCGCAGCCCAGCUUUGACGCAGAUGGUCCCAACAACUUGGACCUCCCACCUGAGAUCGAGGCAUCGCGUGCCCAGGUCCUUGCAGCAACACGAGAGCUCAAUGAUCUUCUUCAAGGUCCGCGAAAUCUGCUUUUCAACCAUGAGAAUGUCCCCAUCUUGGGAGGAAUCACUUACAAAGAACUGGCAGCAUCGAUCGGUGUCAACUGCGACGCUGUCUGCCGCAUCCUUCGAUUCGGAAUUGCUUUUCGGAUUUUCCAGGAGCCACAGCCCGGUACCAUUGUGCACUCUGCAGCUUCGAGGCAGAUUGCCGAGGAUGGGGCAAUGGCCGACUGGGUCGGUUCCAACGUGGAUGACAUGUGGCCAUCCGCUCAAAAGGUGGUAGACGCCUUGAAACAAUGGCCGUCGGCGGACGAACCGGAUCAGACGGGGUUCAACGUGGCCAACGGGACGAAAGAAGUUUUUUACAAUGCGCUCUCAAAGGAUCCGGCUCGAGCACGCCGUUUCGGAGGCGCAAUGAGCUUCUUCACCACCGGCCCUGGGUAUUCCCUGGACCACCUGGCCGAUCAUUAUUCUUGGGCCUCACAUGGUUGUGGCACUGUCGUUGAUGUCGGAGGAUCUCAUGGCGAUACGGCUUUCGCCAUAGCACGCAAGUUCCCAGACCUGAACCUAGUUGUCCAAGAGCUACCCGGAGUUGUUGCAAACUCACAGAAGCAGGUUGGGCUCAAUGUCCGCUUCAUGCCAUAUGACUUUUUUGAGGAGCAACCAGUCAAAGGGGCCAGUGUGUACAUCUAUCGGCGGAUUCUUCACAACUGGCCAGAUAAGCAUUGCAUCAAGAUCCUGAAGGCUUUAGUGCCGGCGCUCAAGUCGGGCUCCCGGGUCCUGGUGAUGGACUUUGUGAUGCCACCUCCUUGCGUGAUUCCCAAUGCUGCUGAGCGUAAACUGAGGUAA